GGAAGUAAUGCAGGGUCAGAUUUGAGUGUAGAAGACAAAAAGAAGCCCUCUAGCCAAGAAUUAAAAGAUAAUACAACUGAAGAGCUAGUACAAGAGUUAGAAAAGAUAUUAAUUGUUACAACUAUGUUAAUAAGCACUGAAAUUGUAAAAAAUAUACAAAGGCUUAGUAAAGAUGAUAAACAGAAAAAAAUACUAGUAAGGGCAGAUACAAACAAAGCCAACUAG
This is a messenger RNA of Dentiscutata heterogama, 225 nucleotides long. The record is from the annotation of a GenBank genome assembly. NCBI's taxonomy places the organism in Eukaryota, Fungi, Glomeromycota, Glomeromycetes, Diversisporales, Gigasporaceae.